AAGAAAAAAACAAUCGCCGCCGCAGCCACAGCCCCAGGCAACCGCAACCUACGCCGGCACGACGCUCUCCGCCACAGUCUCCCGCCAGCAUACCUCUAUCGUAAACGGUCCUGCAACAUUUCUUUCUCUUUCAGUCUUCUUCUGUUCGUCGCCGACGGCCCUCUGCAUUCCGUUGCUCGUCGACUAGGUCUCGUAAUCCCGCCAUCUCUCUACUGCUGAAAUCGAAAGGAUCGAUUCUUUUUCUUCCUUUCUUUUUUUUUUUUCUCGUGCAUUCUGAUUUCUUCAAGUAAAAUCGGAAUGAGUUCAAAUUUAAUCUAAAACGCUUACAAAUUAAAACUCAUUCCAAAAUUUGUUGGAACAAAUUAGGAUUUCCAAAUCAGAUUGAAUUUCAAAUCAUUUUUAUUUUUAUAUUCAAAUCAAACACCGGAAAUGAUUUCAAAUCCGGAGCCUAAUUCUCUGAGAAUUAGGGACUCCAUGCUAUAAAAAUUCUGCUGUCUUAGCUGCUUUCUGCUUUUGCUUUGUCGAGCUUUGCAGCGGGGGGUUUGAAUGUCGAUGGGAAGUGAUACCACAUGGGUUGGAAAGAAACCUCUGAGGCGAAUCGGAGGAAUGUCCGAUGCCCUCUCAAUUGCUGCCGAUCUCGGUUUCUCUGUCUCUCUGCCUUCACAGGAAGACCUGCAAAAUAUAUCUUCUGGUACUGGUGAGCAGGGUGAUGAUGUAAUCAGAGUUUUACGAGAGCUUGCUGCUGUUCAAAGGAAAAUAGCAGAUCUUCAAGUGGAACUCCAAGGCCGUAAGGAUCGUAUAAUAGCUCGUCUUCAGCAACCGUAUUCAGUUGAUUGCAUUCCAGUGGAAUCUGAAUUUCAGAAACAAUUUUCCGUGUUGUUGAUGAAGGCUGCUAGUGAUUAUGGAGCUUUGACAGCUUCAGUUGCAGAUCUCCAAUGGAGUCAGAACUUUAGGGAGUCGCCUUCAGUGUGGGGGGAAAUGCUUAGGCCCAUCCCUGUAGCGUCAGCUUCUUGCACUGGAUUCUUUGAAGCCAUGAGUGCUAUGAGGGAGUCCUUUGCAACGCUACAGAAUCUCCUAGUAGGUAAUCCGAAUCCAUCUUUGCCUACGCCCCGACCCAUCGAUCCAUCCCUUCGUGUCGUAGUCGAUUCGAACUGCAUCACACCACCUCCAUGGCAAUCCCAAUCGAGCUUUGAUGAAUUGGCCAUCAGAAGCCUCCAUAGGCAAGAAAAUUGACAACAACAAAAUGAAAACGAAGAACACAUUGAUCAAGAUCACUCGCAUCAUGUCGAUGGCUCGAGCCAUCGUAGAUUGUUAUGGGCCCCUUUGAGUGGCAUUUGAUCUGAAUCUAAGGCCAAAGCUAAUAUCUUUUCUUGUCCAUUGAUUUAAGGAUUAUCGUUUUAUGUUACGUAAAAUAUUGGUUAAAUCGAUCUCAAAUGUUGUAUACAAAUAUCAUUUGAUUAAUAGAGUGAUUUGUUAAUUUUUUAUAAUAA
This is a messenger RNA of Cucurbita pepo subsp. pepo (vegetable marrow), 1490 nucleotides long. Lineage: Eukaryota; Viridiplantae; Streptophyta; Magnoliopsida; Cucurbitales; Cucurbitaceae. The record is from RefSeq and is a predicted model, not a curated record.